Molecule: messenger RNA, 2914 nt
Organism: Saccostrea cuccullata (small rock oyster)
Lineage: Eukaryota; Metazoa; Mollusca; Bivalvia; Ostreida; Ostreidae
Exons: 6
Coding region: 227-2692 (821 amino acids)
Source: RefSeq, a predicted model, not a curated record
CAUAUAGUAAAGAAUGCGGACUGGAAAUUUAUCGACUUCGUUUACCUGCGGAAAAGUAGGUCAACUCAGGUAAAAAAAAAAAAAAACAUGGCGGAUAAACAAAUUGUUCGAAAACAUUUUGUAGACAACUAGACUGCGUUGUUCCCACUUCAUGUUUAGCUGUGAUGAUCGAACUUACCUGGACGGAGGUAUGAAGAUUGUCUGAACUGGUUUCCUGGAAAAUAAGAUGUAUAGUCUCAUCAUCUUGCUUACUAUAAGUUGGCUGAAUAUAGCCCAUGGAAUCGUCAGAGAAUAUUACAUGGAUGGACCUAGUACUUGUGGACAAACAAUCAUCAUCUAUGACAACACCAUUAACCUGGCCGCCCGCUCCCCAAUAUCCACCCCUAACCCCCCCUCUACCUGUACCACCGUCCUCAGGUCAGGCUAUACCGACCCCUACUACUACAUCAAAGUGGAGUGGACUGCCACUAUCAAAGACUGUGCAUUUUCUCUCAGCAUCUUUGAAGGAACAACCCCAUCUGGUUCCCCAGUGAAAAGUUUUCGUUGCUUAGGAGACCAGGAAAAUACUGGUGUUAUUGAAGUUCGAAAUUCAGACAUCACGGUGUAUCUAACCCAGGCCCGAGAUCUAUUCCAGCCUCACAACACGUUUAAUCUACGUAUUACAACAUUCCGUGAUCCGUCUGCACCAGAGUUGUCAGAAGGCACCUCUAAACUCCCCACUGGCGCUGUUAUAGGAAUCGUGAUCGGUCUGUUUGCUCUCAUUGUGUUCUGUAUAGUGAUGUGCUGGUUCUACAAACAGGGAAAGCUCAGCUUCUUAGAGAAGAAGUCAAUGCAGAGCUACAGAGGUGGAGUUAUCUCCUCUGGUAAAUCAAGCAACAUAUUCCACAGUGUCAAUGGUUCCACUGGUUAUGCUGAGUCAGUUGGUAACUCAGAAGCCUCCUUCUCCUCCAAAAACUGGGAAAACCAGCAGAUGUGGGCUAGCUUGACACAUACCCCAACCAUGGGACGAAAAAUAAAACCUGUGACACCCCCUCAAGCACCUCCACUUCCUUCCACUCAGGGCAAAGAGAAGAGCUGGGAAAGUGACAGUCAAACAUCAGGAGUUAGGGACACCAAUUUACCAGUCAUGUCUUCUUCACCACCGAGGGGCAGGAGGAGGACCAAAAGUACGGAGGAACCACCAAGAGGACGCCGCCCAGUUAUGGACAGUGGAAACAUAAAACGAAACUAUUCUAACCAUGGCUACACUGACCAAGAAGACUAUGAAAAAGAAAACAAUACUAACAUAAGAAAGGAAACUAAUGUUGAUGAUGUUUUUGAGAAUAAUCCAACAACAGGUGGAAUCUUGCAUGAACUUAAAAGAGAGCUUUCGCGUAGACAGAGCAUGAAGGAAUUGAAAACUGAGUCAGAUACAAGUGAAAAAAACAUUGCAGAUUCCAAAGAAGGUCCGGCCUCUGAGAGCACACCAAGAACUUCUCGUAAAGCAAAUGGUCAGCCGGAGGAGAUGGGAACUUUUGACAAGUCAAAGUAUGCUGGUAUUGAUCAACAGAGUGAGGUGGGGGAACCAGACAAAAUUACUAACCCACUGCUGCGAACAAAUCCAGCCAUUAGAGCCUCUGUCAGUUCCCUCAGAUCUAGAACAGAUGAAUCUCCAGGAUCAAAACGCAAGAAACGCAAAAAGAAAUAUGUUGGCAUUCACAAGAAGCCCAGUACCGGGAAAGGAGACAGCAUGGAAAACACAACAGAUGACUCUCUUCAAAACAACUCCUUUGAUUCUGUGCCACCUGCUCAUGUAAAGGCAGAUGGGCCUCUUCCUCCCGAGGCCUUAGCUCCAGUUUUUGCUACAGAUGCUUCAGUAAUGCAACAUUUUUACCCUCCUCAACAACAGAACCAAAUAAAUGAAAUAGUUUUGUUGGGUUAUGAUGCUUACGGUAAUGCUGUGUAUGGCAACCCUCAUCAAUACCAGCAGGGUGGACAGAGUUAUAUGAUUGAUCCACAUGGGAACUAUAUUCCUGUGCCUGACAUGUCAUAUCCUGGGAUGCCAGGAUUCACUUCCACCCCAGGACAUGAUUCAUACAAUACACCAUAUCAUAGUCAACAUCCUGUGCCUCAAGGUCAGCUGGCCAGAACAAAUCUGAUGAACACAAUGAACAGCAGCUCGUUAGUGCCGUCUGGGACAGUCCUGGACGACCCUCAGGUCCCUCCACCAGGGGGCACUAUAGUUCGCUCGGCAGUGGACAAGAAAACCGGAGCACAAGUCAAUCAAACAAUAUGGGCAGAUAGCAAGAGAGAUCCUACUGACCCCCCUCCUGGAGAUCAUAACCCACAAAUUUCUCGCAAAACUAUUGUCCGGGUGACUACAAAAGAUGCCACAGACGGGAGGCUUCCUUCUGCACCUGACCCAGCCCUUCAGGAGAUAUCCUUUAACGCGGCCCAGCAGAUACGGGCUCAUCCUGAGGAGGACCCGGCCUUCCUCUCCCCCUCCAAACCCGUCCGACCGGUCACAUCAAACGGCCUACGUACCAUGUACGCCUCAGAAACACCAGAGAGGGAGAAUGCUGCAUUUUAUUCCAAUAUUCAGCCUCCUGCAGUAAUGGAGACACCAAAGACUUCAGUGAUGCGUGAUGCCCCUGUGAAAAGCCAUGCAAUACGUGACAAAGUGACAGUCAGUAGAGAAGAGGAGGAAAUAUAACCCAUUCUGUGUGAAGUAGAAAAUAGAACUGAUUGCAGCUUUUAUAUGAAAUUUUUAGUUUUUUAAAAAGAUUAACUUUUUAAGAGCAUUGUAUAUAUUGAAUAUUUUUAAAUUAUAUUGGUCAAAGACCAGAAAAGCUACCAAUUGUAGGGGGUCUGUUGUCUUUCUUUAAGAUGUUUUACAAAACACUAUUUAUUCUGUAGAAGGAUUUACAAGUUUAGA